Momordica charantia (bitter melon) is the source of this 3720-nucleotide messenger RNA. Its product is annotated as ISWI chromatin-remodeling complex ATPase CHR11. Gene Ontology annotation, cellular component: chromatin; nucleus. NCBI's taxonomy places the organism in Eukaryota, Viridiplantae, Streptophyta, Magnoliopsida, Cucurbitales, Cucurbitaceae. Gene Ontology annotation, molecular function: nucleosome binding; ATP hydrolysis activity; histone binding. The record is from RefSeq and is a predicted model, not a curated record. Gene Ontology annotation, biological process: nucleosome organization.
AGUGGCUUGAGAAUUAAGGAGUCGGUUCACUUCUCUUUCACAGAGACUCUUUUUCGAAACCCCACCGGCGUCUGAGAAAAAGCUAUGGCGAAACCCUUGAAGCGACAAGCGUCUUCCGAUGAUGCCACGUCCAAUGGCUCGAGCUCGUCGGAGGAAGAGGAACAAACUAACGAGCAGAUCAAUGAGGAGGAAGACGAGGAGGAGCUCGAAGCGGUGGCUCGCUCGGCAGCCUCCGACGAGGAUGAAGCUGUCGACGAUUCAGAUAACGAUUCAUCGCCCGUCGAGAAUGGCGAGGAAGAGGAUGGAAGUAAUGAGGGUAAUGAUGAUAAAGCCGAGAUUAGUAGGCGCGAAAAGGCCAGACUAAGAGAAAUGCAACAAAUGAAGAAGCAGAAGAUUCAGGACAUGUUGGAUGCGCAGAAUGCUGCAAUUGAUGCUGAUAUGAAUAAUAAAGGGAAGGGGCGCUUGAAAUAUCUUCUGCAACAAACUGAGAUAUUUGCUCAUUUUGCAAAAGGCGAUCAAUCUUCUUCCCAGAAGAAAACAAAGGGAAGGGGUCGCCAUGCAUCUAAACUAACUGAAGAAGAAGAAGAUGAAGAAUACCUUAAAGAGGAAGAAGAUGGUCUAUCUGGGACGGGGAACACUCGUCUUGUUUCACAACCAUCCUGUAUCCAGGGGAAAAUGAGGGAUUAUCAACUAGCUGGAUUAAAUUGGCUUAUUCGACUGUAUGAGAAUGGCAUAAAUGGAAUCCUUGCAGAUGAGAUGGGGCUCGGCAAGACGUUACAAACCAUUUCCUUGUUGGGAUAUCUCCAUGAGUAUAGAGGCAUAAUGGGCCCCCAUAUGGUAGUUGCACCAAAAUCUACUCUGGGAAACUGGAUGAAUGAAAUUCGCCGUUUUUGCCCUGUCUUGCGUGCUGUGAAGUUUCUUGGAAAUCCAGACGAAAGGAGGGAUAUACGAGAAAAUUUAUUGGUUGCAGGGAAGUUUGAUGUAUGUGUUACCAGUUUCGAAAUGGCCAUCAAGGAGAAGUCUUGCUUGCGUCGUUUUAGUUGGCGCUACAUUAUUAUUGAUGAAGCUCAUCGAAUUAAGAAUGAGAAUUCCCUCCUUUCAAAAACAAUGAGGCUUUACAAUACCAACUAUCGUCUUCUAAUCACUGGUACACCGCUUCAGAACAAUCUUCAUGAACUAUGGUCUCUCCUCAAUUUCCUUUUGCCUGAAAUAUUCAGUUCAGCUGAGACUUUUGAUGAAUGGUUUCAAAUUUCUGGGGACAAUGAUCAGCAGGAGGUUGUUCAGCAACUUCACAAGGUCCUUCGGCCCUUUCUUCUCCGAAGGUUGAAAUCAGAUGUUGAGAAAGGCCUACCUCCUAAAAAAGAAACAAUACUCAAAGUAGGCAUGUCACAGAUGCAAAAACAAUACUAUCGUGCUUUGUUGCAGAAGGAUCUUGAAGUUGUUAAUGCUGGUGGGGAACGUAAACGGCUUCUUAAUAUUGCAAUGCAGCUCCGGAAAUGCUGUAAUCACCCGUAUUUGUUUCAAGGUGCCGAACCUGGGCCUCCUUACACCACUGGGGACCAUCUUAUUACAAGUGCUGGUAAAAUGGUUCUUUUGGAUAAGUUGCUUCCAAAGCUGAAAGAGCGUGAUUCUAGAGUCCUAAUAUUUUCACAGAUGACUAGGCUGUUGGACAUUCUUGAAGAUUAUUUAAUGUUUCGUGGAUACUAUUACUGUCGAAUUGAUGGCAACACUGGUGGUGAAGAUCGUGAUGCAUCCAUUGAUGCUUUCAACAAGCCAGGAAGUGAGAAAUUUGUUUUCUUACUAUCAACCCGAGCUGGAGGCCUUGGUAUUAAUCUUGCUACUGCAGAUGUAGUUAUUCUUUAUGACAGUGACUGGAACCCUCAAGUUGAUCUGCAAGCCCAGGAUCGUGCUCACAGGAUUGGUCAGAAGAAGGAAGUUCAAGUGUUCCGAUUCUGCACUGAGUAUACCAUUGAGGAAAAGGUGAUUGAGAGGGCUUACAAGAAACUUGCCCUUGAUGCUUUGGUGAUCCAACAAGGACGAUUAGCAGAACAGAAAACUGUCAACAAGGAUGAGCUACUUCAAAUGGUGAGGUUUGGUGCUGAGAUGGUUUUUAGUUCCAAAGAUAGCACAAUCACAGAUGAAGACAUUGACAGAAUCAUUGCAAAAGGAGAAGCAGCAACAGCAGAGCUUGAUGCAAAGAUGAAGAAAUUUACAGAAGAUGCAAUUAAAUUUAAAAUGGACGAAACUGCUGAAUUGUAUGACUUUGAUGAUGAAAAGGAUGAGAAUAAAUUUGACUUCAAGAAAAUUGUUAGUGAAAAUUGGAUUGAACCACCUAAAAGGGAGCGGAAGCGCAAUUACUCGGAAUCAGAAUACUUUAAGCAAACAAUGCGACAAGGUGGUCCAACAAAGCCGAAAGAGCCUAGGAUACCUCGCAUGCCUCAGUUGCAUGAUUUCCAGUUUUUUAACACACAAAGGUUGAGUGAACUCUAUGAAAAAGAAGUUCGGUAUCUCAUGCAAACACAUCAAAAGAAUCAGUUGAAAGACACAAUAGAUGUCGAGGAACCUGAAGAAGUGGGUGAUCCAUUGACUGCCGAAGAGCUGGAAGAGAAGGAGCGACUUCUAGAGGAAGGAUUUUCUUCAUGGAGUCGCAGAGAUUUCAAUACCUUUAUUAGGGCUUGUGAGAAGUAUGGGCGUAAUGACAUAAAAAGUAUCGCUUCAGAGAUGGAAGGCAAAACAGAGGAAGAAGUUGAGAGAUAUGCGAAGGUCUUUAAGGAGAGAUACAAAGAGUUAAAUGAUUAUGAUAGAAUCAUCAAAAACAUAGAAAGAGGGGAAGCAAGAAUUUCUCGUAAAGAUGAAAUAAUGAAAGCCAUUGGCAAGAAACUGGAUCGCUACAAAAAUCCAUGGCUGGAGCUUAAGAUCCAGUAUGGCCAGAAUAAAGGGAAAUUGUACAAUGAAGAAUGCGAUCGGUUCAUGAUAUGCAUGGUUCACAAACUUGGUUAUGGAAACUGGGAUGAAUUGAAGGCAGCGUUUCGUACAUCACCCUUGUUUCGCUUUGAUUGGUUUAUCAAGUCUCGAACGACACAAGAACUGGCAAGGAGAUGCGAUACCUUAAUCCGGUUAGUGGAGAAGGAAAACCAAGAAUACGAUGAAAGGGAGAGACAGGCUCGCAAAGAAAAGAAGCUUGCAAAGAGUAUGACACCAUCAAAACGUAGCUUGGCUAGGCAGACUGAGAGCCCAACUAACAUAAAGAAGCGGAAACAAUUAUCAAUGGACGAUUACGUAAACUCUGGAAAGCGGAGGAAGUAACUGUUUUUUUUUUAUGUUCUUUUCGACCCGUAAGAUCCAUUAUUGACUUUUUUGUUGAGGGAGAACUCUCUGCCAUAUCUUAGAUCCCCCCCAACUCAUAUUUUUGGGAUUGCCUUCUGGGAGUUCAGUAGAUCCGUAGGUUUAACUCGAAACUCAUGUAUAAAAUUAUUAGAUAUAACAAAAUCUUGUUCUCCUGACAAUAUCUUGUAUGCCAUAGUUGAUUUUUAGUUCCAAAAUAUAUUCUGCUUGGCAGAUGUGAUGCAGUGCAUCAAGCUCGAUCCAUUCAGCCUCCACUCUAAUCCGUCUGAAAGCACUAUCUUCUCAGAUCAGAAGCUGUGUAAGUAAUGUCUCUACCUUUAUUUUUUUCCCUCUUAAACAUUGUUUCCUAGUUAAAGAUUUUCUUUGGGCUGAUAA